Messenger RNA from Castor canadensis (American beaver), 1640 nucleotides. It is a transcript of the gene H1-2, whose product is annotated as H1.2 linker histone, cluster member. Gene Ontology annotation, molecular function: nucleosomal DNA binding; double-stranded DNA binding; structural constituent of chromatin. Lineage: Eukaryota; Metazoa; Chordata; Mammalia; Rodentia; Castoridae. The record is from RefSeq and is a predicted model, not a curated record. Gene Ontology annotation, biological process: nucleosome assembly; chromosome condensation; negative regulation of DNA recombination. Gene Ontology annotation, cellular component: nucleosome; euchromatin; nucleus.
UUUGCCACUUGUACCCGAGUCUGAGAUCAUCAACAUGUCGGAGACCGCUCCAGCUGCUCCUGCUGCCGCACCCCCGGCGGAGAAAACUCCAGUGAAGAAAAAGGCUGCCAAAAAGCCUGCUGGAGCGCGCCGUAAGACGUCUGGACCUCCUGUGUCCGAGCUCAUCACCAAGGCUGUGGCUGCUUCUAAGGAGCGCAGCGGGGUGUCCCUGGCUGCGCUCAAGAAGGCGCUGGCAGCAGCGGGCUACGAUGUGGAGAAAAACAACAGCCGCAUCAAGCUUGGCCUCAAGAGUUUGGUGAGCAAAGGCACCCUGGUGCAGACCAAGGGCACUGGCGCCUCCGGCUCCUUCAAACUCAACAAGAAGGCGGCCUCUGGGGAAGCCAAGCCCAAAGCCAAGAAAACGGGUGUGGCCAAGCCCAAGAAGCCAGCAGGCGCGGCCAAGAAGCCUAAGAAGGCGACUGGCGCUGCUACGCCUAAGAAGAGCGCCAAGAAGACCCCGAAGAAGGCGAAGAAACCGGCGGCGGCUGCUGUAACCAAGAAAGUGGCCAAGAGUCCCAAGAAGGCUAAGGUUGCCAAGCCCAAGAAGGUCAAGAGCGCAUCUAAGGCUGUUAAGCCUAAAGCUGCCAAGCCCAAGGUUGCUAAGCCCAAGAAAGCUGCAGCCAAGAAGAAGUAAGCUGUUCUUGCUUCUCUAACCCAAAAGGCUCUUUUCAGAGCCACCACUAAACUCAAAAAAUGAGCUGUGACCUUGCACUUGCACUAUCUGUCUACACAUUUUUGGGGGAGGGGACUUUUGAGAGACUGGAGUGUUACGGUUGCUUUUGAUGUUACUCGGCACCGCGUUAAAGGGGGUUGCUGUGUUCUGACCUCCCUCUUGGGAUUGCGGGUGGCUUCUUUCCGUGGUGCCAUUGGGUUGGUCAGGCUGGCUGGUGUCCUUCUGCUAGCCGCCACCCCUUACCCGUAUUUGUGAGCACAAACAACCACAAUGGAAGCAAGCCAAUUUUUAAGUCUUAAGGCUUGGGCUGAAAGGGAGUUCGAAAGUUCCGCCCUGCCUUCCGGUUGGUCCACUGCUUCCGCCCAUGACUUAGAUUCUGUCUUUAACUGCAGAGUAGUAACCUAAGUUGCAUUUCCCUGUUUUUCUUCGGUAGGGUUGAAAGUGCCGUUUUCCCUCAGUGGGGAGAUGUGUGGCGUUUCGGGUUCUUUGCUUGUGGAUAGACCUUGUUUGUCCCGAAGUUGGUGGGCGAUGGAGGUGUGAGGAGGUAGUAACAUUGAGUGCUGGGCUAUUGCCGGUGCUUGUUUUGCGUUCCUUGUUGCAUUUAAACAGCAAUAGCUGCGGAAAGGACCCUUCUGCCUAGGACAGUUCUGGUCCAGGGGUAGUUUUCUCCUGUCCUGCAGCUGGUCUGCAAGGGUACGAUGAAUUGGAGUGCGUCAAAAACAACUUUCGGUCAGCCAUUUUGUUUUGCCGUGACGAUCACCGAUCCUCGCUUAUAGAUAGAUUCCAACUUCUAAGAAGAGAAGUUUUAGUUUUUUUCCCCUUUGGUGCAUUACAAAUGUUUCUAUGCAGAAAAUAGUUGGUUAGCUAUUGAAAGUGUGGCUGAGAAGCAUGUUUCUCCUAAUAAAAUAACUUAGUUUUCGUCGACUUU